AUGUGGAAGAAACUAGGGCUGCCGAAACCCAUCCCCUAUGACAGUGACGAUGAAGCGUGGGAUACCACUCCACCAGCCACCACCAGCACCGAAACGCCACCGGCUACUGAACCAGCGACCGGACGCACCGACUCACUGGCCGCCCAGACAUAUCGCCGGAAAAAGAAACGGCAAAGAACGCCGCCACCACCAUCCACAAUAGACCCGAAGACAAACCCUGCGGGCGAAAUGCUACCUGAAGCCCCCACUCCCACCGGCCACAGCCAGAAACGGCCAAGAACACAGUCGCCACCAAGAUCAGAGCUGGAACCCACCAUUGCCAUACAUCCCGCAGGACUUAAAGAAAGUGGUACGCCCAUUGAUUCCACCAACGCUGUGCCCACUGAUGCGCCCACGGACUUGCCAAGCGCUAUGCCCAGCGAUGUGCCUAGCGAUGCGCCUACUGAUUUCACCAGCGCUAUGCCCAUCGAUGUGCCCACCGAUGCGCCCGUGGACUUACCAAGUGAUGUGCCUAGCGAUGUGCCUAGCGACACACUCAGUGAUAUGCCCAGCAAUUUGCCCAGCGAUUUGCCCAGGCCAGCAUACCCAGAUCACAUCGUCAAAUCACUGACAUUCAACAAAAUUUCUGAGCGCACCAGGCUGCUUAAAGUUUCAUCCCUACCAUAUCACCCAGGAAAAUACAUCUGGGAUACUGGGUUGCCACCCAACUAUCUAGCAUCAUUCAGUAUAACAGGCCACUGA
This is a messenger RNA of Manihot esculenta (cassava), 741 nucleotides long. Its product is annotated as cell surface glycoprotein 1-like. The transcript has 2 exons. Lineage: Eukaryota; Viridiplantae; Streptophyta; Magnoliopsida; Malpighiales; Euphorbiaceae. The record is from RefSeq and is a predicted model, not a curated record. The coding region runs from base 1 to 741 and encodes 246 amino acids.